Doryrhamphus excisus (bluestripe pipefish) is the source of this 7879-nucleotide messenger RNA. RefSeq names its product neuroligin 1 (gene nlgn1). Gene Ontology annotation, cellular component: membrane. Lineage: Eukaryota; Metazoa; Chordata; Actinopteri; Syngnathiformes; Syngnathidae. The record is from RefSeq and is a predicted model, not a curated record. Gene Ontology annotation, molecular function: neurexin family protein binding.
ACCAUCACAAGCUUAUGGCUUCCUCAAAAUGGCAGCCAGGCUAAUAUGGAAAGAAGCCGAUAAAUGACAGCGUUAACGCGUUUCCAGCCAAUUUCACCGUGGACGUGGACAAGUGCAGGCGGUGGAUGCUGGCGCUGCUGCUGACGAUGAUGAUGGCGAUGUUGGGGGUUGGGGAGGAAGGGGCUUCGUCGGACAAAAAGGAUUUAUAUUCCUGUGUGAGACGCAGCCAGCGGAGGAAGACAGAAUUCCCACUCGUGUAUGAGAAAUAUUCCCUUGCAUGGGUCUGGAUGACUCAAGGCCUUGCUGUCAUUUUCCAAAAGUAGAGAAGUGGAAAGCUUUUUCCCGCACUGGCAUCGGGAUGGUGCCUUCAUGGACUUUGACUUCUAAGGAAUACUGAAUUGAUGGAAGGAAUAUCAUAUUGAUAAGAUAAGUCUUUCUUCCCCGGCGUGGAUAUAACACAGAGACCUUUCCAUUUUGGAUUUGUCCCGCCCUCCUGCUUCCUGUUUUAGUGACGAUGCGUGAAGAUGUCACAGGUGAGUACGUGCAAGGCUAAUUGAAUCUUGGAAAGACAAAUGAGCGCAAACGCGGCGACCGAUUAUGGAGUAACGGCUCGGCGGAGGCAACAUCCGAGGACAGGCUUCCGACUGCUUCCGCUCUGUGCCUGCGGCGGGAAAAUGCCGUCUGCUUUGGAGCGUCACACGAACAAAUGUCGGUCUUUUCUGUGGGUGCUUCUACUGCUCAGUCACGCGUGCGGCGGCGUACUCGCCGACAAACUCGACGACAACGACCUCGUGGUCGCCACCCCGAACGGGAAGCUGCGAGGCAUCAAGAAAGAGUUGAACAAUGACAUCCUGGGCCCCGUGGUACAGUUUCUGGGCGUCCCGUUUGCCGCCCCGCCUACAGGCCCCCGCCGCUUCCAGCCACCUGAGCCGUUGGUGCCGUGGCCGGAGAUCCGCAACGCAACGCACUUUGCCCCGGUGUGCCCUCAGAACAUCGUGGACGGACGCCUUCCGGAUGUGAUGCUGCCGGUGUGGUUCACCAACAGCAUCGACGUGGUCUCCACGUACGUCCAAGACCAGAGCGAGGAUUGCCUCUACCUUAACAUCUAUGUUCCCACGGAAGACGUCAAAAGAAUAUCCAAGGAAUGUGCAAGAAAACCUGGCAAGAAAAUGUGUAGACAUGGAGGUCCCAUUACAAAGAAACACUCUGAUGAUUUAAGUGAUAGUGACCGCGCAGCAGACGAAGAUAUUAGGGAGAGUGGAAGCCCCAAACCGGUGAUGGUUUUCAUCCACGGAGGAUCCUACAUGGAAGGAACUGGGAACCUGUUUGAUGGCAGCAUCCUGGCAAGCUACGGCAACGUGAUUGUCAUAACCGUCAAUUACCGUUUGGGUGUUCUUGGUUUCCUGAGUACCGGUGACCAGGCAGCCAAAGGGAAUUACGGCCUCUUAGACCAAAUCCAGGCUCUUCGCUGGACCAGUGAGAAUAUCGCAGCGUUUGGUGGCGAUCCGUUACGUAUUACUGUGUUUGGGUCAGGGGCUGGAGCUUCCUGCGUCAACCUUCUCACACUGUCUCACUACUCGGAGGGCAACCGUUGGAGCAACUCAACCAAAGGCCUGUUCCAGAGAGCCAUUACCCAGAGCGGCACGGCGCUAUCAAGCUGGGCUGUUAGCUUCCAGCCGGCUAAGUACGCCAGAAUGUUGGCCCGGAAAGUGGGCUGCAAUCUGGAGGACACCAUAGAACUGGUGGCGUGUCUUCAGAGGAAACAUUACAAGGAGUUGGUCGAUCAAGACAUCCAGCCGGCUCGCUACCACAUCGCCUUUGGACCCGUUAUCGAUGGCGAUGUCAUCCCUGACGACCCUCAGAUACUCAUGGAGCAAGGUGAAUUCCUGAACUACGAUAUCAUGCUGGGAGUCAACCAAGGGGAGGGCCUUAAAUUUGUGGAGCUGAUCGUGGACAAUGAAAACGGCGUCCAGGCCAACGACUUUGACUACGCCGUGUCCAGCUUCGUGGACGACCUCUACGGCUAUCCGGAGGGCAAAGACGUCCUCCGAGAGACCAUCAAGUUCAUGUACACCGACUGGGCCGACAGACACAACCCGGAGACGCGCAGGAAGACGCUGCUGGCGCUCUUCACCGAUCACCAGUGGGUGGCCCCCGCCGUGGCCACCGCUGACCUGCACUCCAGCUUCGGGUCGCCCACGUACUUCUACGCUUUCUACCAUCACUGUCAAACAGAACAGGUGCCGCCCUGGGCGGAUGCAUCGCAUGGCGAUGAGAUCCCGUACGUGUUCGGCCUGCCAAUGAUUGGACCCACCGAGUUGUUUCCCUGCAACUUCUCCAAGAACGACGUGAUGCUCAGUGCCGUGAUGAUGACUUACUGGACCAACUUCGCCAAAACCGGGGACCCCAAUCAGCCUGUACCGCAGGACACCAAAUUCAUCCACACCAAGCCCAACCGCUUUGAGGAAGUGGCAUGGACACGCUACAACCAGAAAGACCAGCUCUACCUACACAUCGGCCUCAAACCCCGGGUCAAAGAGCACUACCGCGCCAACAAGGUGAAUUUGUGGCUGGAGUUGGUUCCUCAUCUGCACAGCCUUAAUGACGUCACCCAGCUCAUUCCCACCACCACCAAGAUCCCACCGUCAGACACCAGCAACCGCACCCCAAAACCGAAGUCGUUUGUGACCAAGAACCCCAACCCAAGCCCAUCGCCGACCGAGACCCAGGAUAGCCACAACCAACCGCAUCUGGUGGACCAGCGGGACUACUCCACGGAGCUGUCGGUGACCAUCGCCGUGGGAGCCUCCCUGCUCUUCCUCAACAUCCUAGCCUUCGCCGCGCUGUACUACAAGAAGGACAAGCACCGCCACGACAUCCACAAGCGCUGCAGCCCCCAACGCAACGCCGCCAACGACCUGGCGCACACCCAGGAAGAGGAAAUCAUGUCCCUUCAGAUGAAGCAGCACUCGGACCUGGAGCAGGAAUGCCGGCAGCUAGCCGACUCCCUGAACCCUCACGACGUGCUGCUAAGGACUACCUGCCCCCCCGACUACACCCUGGCCAUGAGGCGGUCCCCGGACGACAUCCCCCUCAUGACGCCCAACACCAUAACUAUGAUCCCCAGCACCAUGGGGCGCCUCACCUCGCUCCAGUCCUUCAGCACCUUCCCCAGCAGCGGGCAGAGCAACACCCUGCCCCACCCCCAUUCCACCACACGGGUAUAGCCCCCGGACGCACCGGAUUUGGGGACAUCUUUACCGGGAGGUUGUCGGUGCAAAACCCGCCUGAAGCAACGCUUCCGCUUCAGCUCUUAUCCGUGGAUGUUUGGCACUCGGGCCGCAGCAGGGAACGUCAUUUUUGAUAAGUCGGAAGUAGAAAAUAUCCAGAAGACGACAGCAAUCAGUCAAAAACAUUUGGGAUAUAUUUUUCAUUCUUUUUACGCUGAAAUAAAAAAGACGAAUAAAAAACAUAAAAACAUAAAAAUAUCUCGGCGGUGCAAAGACGAGCUGAGACAUCUUUGUAAGAGAUAGAUGAUGCACUCCAGACUUCCGUGGGACAGAUUCCAUUUCCAUCUAUUAAGGCAUGUGUUGACAAUGGGGGGCGGGGAGGGGGGGGUCAUUUUUUUUUUCUUGAAAAGAUAAAAAAAUCUGAAAAACAACGGAAGUGAAACACAAUAUGCACAAUGGAAAAACCUUAAGAAAUGUUUUUUGGGGGGUUUUGGGUGGAAGGAUAGAACCUACUAGAAUAUGGAAUUCUGCACUUUUCAGCAUCACGGCUUUCUAGUCUUUCUAUUGGGUCCAUCUAUUUUAUUCUAUUCUAUUCUACUCUACUCUACAAUUCCCAGCGAGACUCAACCACGGGAAUGCCGACACAAACGAUGUAGAAACGGAAUUCAACCAAACGGUUAUGGGGACUGACUGGCUACCCCCCCCUCAUCUCAGCUGGGAUAGACUCCAGCUUAACCGAGAACCCGGAAUCGGAUAACGAGGAAACACAAGUGGAUCAUUUUCACCCCUCCCCUUUUCAUUCAUCCAUUUUGGUUGGAUUUCGUAAUUUGAUGGAAAAACUCCGCACAGGACGACGGGGGACCUCAGCCUCCAUUGUGGAUGUCGUCUUGGGUGGAAUUUGGGUCAAAGACCCCGCCGGUUGUGCAUACGGGGAAAAUACAAAUAUAUCUUAAUACCGGUUGGGAAUACGAGGACACUCUUUGCACUCUAUAUGUUGGCACGUAAUUCAAUUAGUUGUAUUGUAUCAUUUUGAUAUGAAAAUCCAUACGCUACGGUAUUCCACCACUUUACGCACAUCGGUAAUAACUUGUGUCAUUGCCCUUUUUUCAACAUUUAAUAAACCAUGCAUUGGCUAACCAUUUGUAUGGAAAAGUCUUGGUACUCGGUGGUACGUGGAGAAACACGCUAGGCAACGUUAUAAAUAAACAAACACGCUAGGUCAUGUUAUAAAUAAACAAACACGCUAGGUCAAGUUAUAAACAAACACGCUAGGCCACGUUAUAAACAAACACGCUAGACCACGUUAUAAACAAACAAACACACUAGGCCACGUUAUAAACAAACAAACACGCUAGGCCGCGUUAUAAAUAAACAAAGACGCUAGGCCAUGUUAUAAAUAAACACGCUAGGCCACGUUAUAAACAAACAAACAUGCUAGGCCACGUUAUUAAUGAACAAACACGCUAGGCCACGUUAUAAAUAAACAAACACGCUAGGCCACGUUAUUAAUGAACAAACACGCUAGGCCACGUUAUAAAUAAAACACGCUAGGCCACGUUAUAAAUAAACAAACACGCUAGGCCACAUUAUUAAUGAACAAACACGCUAGGCCGCGUAAAAAACAAACAAACAUGCUAGGCCACGUUAUAAAUAAACUAACAUGCUAGGCCACAUUAUUAAUGAACAAACACGCUAGGCCACGUUAUAAACAAACAAACACGCUAGGCCAAGUUAUAAAUAAACAAACACGCUAGGCCAAGUUAUAAAUAAACAAACACGCUAGGCCACGUUAUAAACAAACAAACACGCUAGGCCACGUUAUAAAUAAACAAACAUGCUAGGCCACGUUAUAAACAAACAAACAUGCUAGGCCACGGCCUCGUGUUUCCCUCCUGUCACGUUCUUAACUCGGGACAUUUUCUUUGCUUUGCAUAACAACAAGAGCAGGACCUUUUUCUCUUGAAUGUAUUUGUGGGCGUUGGAAACAUCACCAGUGACUCAACUGGGAUAUAAACAAACACGCUAGGUCAAGUUAUAACACAAACACGCGAGGCCAAGUUAUAAAUAAACAGACACGCUAGGCCACGUUAUAAACAAACAAACAUGCUAGGCCAUGUUAUAAAUAAACAAACACGCUAGGCCACGUUAUAAAUAAACAAACACGCUAGGCCACAUUAUAAAUAAACAAACACGCUAGGCCACGUUAUGAACAAACAAACACGCUAGGCCACGUUAUAAACAAACAAACACGCUAGGCCAAGUUAUAAACAAACAAACAUGCUAGGCCACGGCCUCGUGUUUCCCUCCUGUCACGUUCUUAACUCGGGACAUUUUCUUUGCUUUGCAUAACAACAAGAGCAGGACCUUUUUCUCUUGAAUGUAUUUGUGGGCGUUGGAAACAUCACCAGUGACUCAACUGGGAUUGGCGGGAAUAAAAUAGCUACUCAAGCUAGCAUAUUAGCUUAGCACAAACACGGGUGCCACAUCGGCAUUGAAAUCGUUUUUCUGUGACCCCUACAAGUAAAUCAUAUGGCCACAUUGAAAAAAAUCAAGAAAAAACAUUUCUCAUUUCUGAGAAAAAUAGAAAAUAUAUACGAGAAUAUUUGUUGUACAUUUAUGAGAAUAAAAAGUUGUAAUAUUACCUUUGCCUGAGGCCAAAGGUCACGAAAGUUCCCUCUUUUCAUAGCUGCCACAAGCAAUGCCUGUUUUGACAAAGUAUUAAACGUUUUUGAGAAUAAAGCCAGACAUUUACUACAAAAAAAUGUAUAUUUUACGAGAAGACUGUGGUAUAUUUACGAGAAAAAGUAGUCAUAUUAUAGAAUAAUGUGGUAUAUUUAUGAGAAAGUGGUAAUAUUACAGAAUAAAGUGGUAGAUUUAUGCGAAAGUAGUAAUAUUAUCAGAAGACUGUUAUAUUUACGAGAAAAAGUAGUCAUACUACAGAAUAAAGUGGUAUAUUUAUGAGAAAAAAUACUCCUAUUACCAGAAUAAAGUGGUAUAUUUAUGACAAAGUAGUAAUAUUACCAGAAUAAAGUGGUAGAUUUUAUGAGAAAGUAGUAAUAUUACCAGAAUAAAGUGGUAGAUUUUAUGAGAAAGUAGUAAUAUUACCAAAAGAAUGUGGUAUAUUUACAAGACAAAGUAGUCAUAUUACAGAAUAAAGUGGUAUAUUUAUGAGAAAGGGGUAAUAUUACAGAAUAAAGUGGUAGAUUUAUGAGAAAGUGGUAAUAUUACGAGAAUAAAGUGGUAGAUUUAUGAAAAAGUAGUACUAUUACAAGAAGAAUGUGGUAUAUUUAAGAGAAAAAGUAUUCCUAUUGCCAGAAUAAAGUGGUAUAUUUAUGAGAAAGUAGUAAUAUUACCAGAAUAAAGUGGUAGAUUUUAUGAAAAAGUAGUACUAUUACAAGAAGAAUGUGGUAUAUUUAAGAGAAAAAGUAUUCCUAUUACCAGAAUAAAGUGGUAUAUUUAUGAGAAAGUAGUAAUAUUACCAGAAUAAAGUGGUAGACUUAUGAGAAAGUAGUAUUAUUACCAGAAGAAUGUGGUAUAUUUAAGGGAAAAAGUAUUCCUAUUACCAGAAUAAAGUGGUAGAUUUUAUGAGAAAGUAGUAAUAUUUCCAGAAUAAAGUGGUAGAUAUAUGAGAAAGUAGUAAUAUUACCAGAAUAAAGUGGUAGAUUUUAUGAGAAAGUAGUAAUAUUACCAGAAUAAAGUGGUAUAUUCAUGAGAAAGUAGUAAUAUUACGAGAAGAAUGUGGUAUAUUUACGAGAAAAAGUAUUCAUAUUACAAAAAUAAAGUGGUAUAUUUAUGAGAAAGUGGUAAUAUUACAGAAUAAAGUGGUAGAUUUAUGAGAAAGGGGUAAUAUUACAGAAUAAAGUGGUAGAUUUAUGAGAACGUAGUAAUAUUACGAGAAGACUGUGCUAUAUUUAUAUUACAUAAUGUAGUAUAUUUACGAGAAAAAGUAGUAAUGUUACGAUAAUAAAGUGGUAUAUUUAUGAGGAAAAGGUAGUCAUAUUACCAGAAUAAAGUGGUAUAUUUCUGAGAAAAAGUGUGAAUAUUUUUCCAAGAAUAAAGUAGUACGUUGAAGUUCCAGGCACUUCCUGAGACGGCUAUGAAAAAGGGGGAUUUCUGUGACCUUUGGAGGGGGCGGGCUAAGGAAGGCUAGCUAGACAUGCUAGUCUGUUGCGUUUUGCUGCCACAUUAUAAAUAAAGGUUUGCCUGAAGCAAGAGGAAAGAUCCUUCAUGGAGAACCUGCUAGUCGGUCUGGAGGACCAGACCUGAGAUGAUUGACGCCAAUGAGAAAUUAGAGCAACCAUCACACAAGUCGUGGCUUUUUUUUCGAAUUCAUUUUCGGUUUCACAAAGACGAGCACCCGUCCCGGUUCGGUGAAAAGGCGGAACAUUUGACGGACAGGUUUCUGACUUUCCGCCUUGAUGGAGCCACCUUCAUCAACGUUUCAUUCCCAACAUCCGUUGAUUUCAAAAAACUGCAAGAAGGUGAGAUUCGAACACAAAAUGUGAAACACGGCAAAGUGGGGCCGGGCAAAAUGGGUGGCAGGGAAGGUCCUCCUCCAACCUCCGAUAUUUCUUCUUCCGAUGCGCCAACAUUAAAAUUUGAUAUGUGUUUGUUAGAUUCUCUGUUGUAACAAUUCUUCUUGACAAUAA